This is a messenger RNA of Jatropha curcas, 1237 nucleotides long. Its product is annotated as transcription factor MYB44-like. Gene Ontology annotation, molecular function: RNA polymerase II cis-regulatory region sequence-specific DNA binding; DNA-binding transcription factor activity, RNA polymerase II-specific. The record is from RefSeq and is marked provisional. Gene Ontology annotation, biological process: regulation of DNA-templated transcription. Gene Ontology annotation, cellular component: nucleus. Lineage: Eukaryota; Viridiplantae; Streptophyta; Magnoliopsida; Malpighiales; Euphorbiaceae.
CAUAGCAAUUAAUUUCAAUACCUAGUUUAUUUAAUAGACAUCUUCAUUAGGAUUUCGGGAUUCUCGCAAUCGAUGGCUUCUGCGGCUAGAAAAGACGUGAUCGGAUCAAAGGUUUGGAGUCCUGAAGAAGACGAGGCGUUACAGAGACUGGUCCAAAACUAUGGCCCUAGAAAUUGGUCUUUGAUAAGCAAAUCGAUCCCUGGUCGAUCUGGCAAGUCUUGCCGGUUGCGAUGGUGCAACCAGCUCUCCCCUGAGGUCGAACACAGGCCUUUUACCGCUGACGAGGACGACACCAUUAUCAGAGCCCAUGCCCGCUUUGGCAACAAGUGGGCUACCAUCGCUCGCCUUCUCAAUGGUCGCACCGACAACGCUAUCAAAAACCACUGGAACUCUACUCUCAAGCGAAAAUGCUCCUCUCUAUCUGAUGACUUAAACGACGACGUACAACAGCCUCUCAAAAGAUCCGCCAGCGUCGGUGCGGGCACCAACAUUUCGGGUCUUCACCUUAACCCGAGUAGUCCAUCCGGAUCCGAUGUCAGCGACUCCAGCUUGCCUGGGAUGGCUUCUUCCCCUGUUUACAGGCCCCUGGCGAGGACGGGUUCCCUUGUACCGCCCGGUCCAUCAAUCGAUGCCACCUCUUCCACAACAGAUCCACCGACCUCUUUGAGCCUCUCCCUUCCUGGAUCCGAUUCUUGCGAAGCCUCAAAUCAGGUAUCUGGUUCCGGGUCAGGAUCCGGAUUCAAUCAUGGACUAAGCCCAACGCAUGUUGUACAGACACCGGCGAUGCCCCCAGCUACUCUUCCAGUGCAGCAAGUUCCAGCGGUACAACAGAACUGUGUUGGGUUUGAGAAGCAGUUCUUUAAUCCUGAGUUCUUGGCAGUGAUGCAAGAGAUGAUAAGGAAGGAAGUGAGAAAUUACAUGUCAGGUAUUGAACAGAAUGGCAUGUGCUUUCAAACUGAAGCCAUUAGGAAUGCUGUGGUUAAGAGAAUUGGAAUUAGCAGAAUCGAGUAGUUGAACAGAGUAGCUUUUAGUGAUCAUGGUGAUGAUCCAAGCCGAGUCGACUCAGCAAGAAUCGGAGACAUAAAGAGAUGAUAGAAAAGAGGGGGGAGGGAGGGGGGAACGGUCGUCUUUGUUUCUUUAAUUUGCUUUAAUCGUUGCUUUAUACAGAAGUAAUAAUUUUGGUAGUGUACAGUGGAACAAAAAUGGUAUUUAGAGGGUACUGUUUAUGGGAGACGAA